Molecule: messenger RNA, 1726 nt
Organism: Malus domestica (apple)
Lineage: Eukaryota; Viridiplantae; Streptophyta; Magnoliopsida; Rosales; Rosaceae
Product: cold-responsive protein kinase 1-like
Biological process (GO): protein phosphorylation
Molecular function (GO): ATP binding; protein serine/threonine kinase activity
Source: RefSeq, a predicted model, not a curated record
AAAAACAGAAAACAGAGCACCUCCAGUGCCUCUACGACUCGUGAUUUUUAAAACCAAGAGAGACGGGCACUAAAGCUUUCUCCUUUUCCAUUUCCUUUCCUUUCCUUUUUUAUAUUACAAAGAUUGAAUCUUUCUCUCUCGCUCUCCAUGGCUGCUGCCAGAAACAGAUGCUAAAAGGAUUCUGGACAUCGAAACUUGAUCAGUAGUCUGCAAAUCCACCAGGAUUUUGGCAACAUGGGUCGGUCCAAAUCUGAUUAGGGAGGGCUCUAUGAUCGAAAGGGAGUUGUUUUCUGAAAAUUUGAGAGGACCCAGAAGGCAGAAUUUGAUUAUUGUGGACAAAUUAAUAUGAGUUGCAGCUGCUUCGGUGCUUCAGCUGCUUUCAGGAAAAGGGGUUCUGGUUCUGGUCGAUUUGGCCGUGAUCACGAUGAGAAUUUGCUGGAGAAUACCAAGGCUUUCUCCUACGACGAAUUAAGAUUGGCGACGGAUAAUUUCCAUUCGAGUAAUAAGAUAGGGAUAGGAGGUUUUGGAACUGUAUACAAGGGGGUCCUGAAAAGUGGAAAGCAUGUUGCUAUCAAGACACUUGCUGCUCGGUCGAGGCAGGGAGUCCGUGAAUUCUUAAACGAGAUUAACGCUAUCUCAAAUGUCCGGCAUCCAAACCUUGUUGAGUUGAUAGGGUGCUGUGUUCAGGGAGCCGAUCGAGUUUUGGUCUAUGAAUAUGUUGAAAAUAAAAGCCUUGAUCAUGCACUAUUAGGUCCAACGAGUAGAACCAUCCAACUGGAUUGGGAAAAAAGAUCGGCCAUUUGCCUGGGUACUGCCAGGGGUCUUACGUAUCUUCACGAAGAACUGGUGCCGCAUAUUGUACAUAGAGAUAUCAAGGCUAGUAACAUACUUUUAGACAGAGAUUUUAACCCGAAAAUUGGAGACUUUGGGUUGGCUAAACUCUUCCCUGACAACAUCACUCAUAUCAGCACAAGGAUUGCAGGAACAACUGGUUAUUUGGCACCAGAAUAUGCAUUGGGAGGUCAGUUAACCCUCAAGGCCGACGUUUACAGUUUUGGCGUUCUUAUUCUUGAAAUAGUAAGCGGCAGAAGCAGUGCCAAGGAAAACUGGGGUGGGACAGAAAAGCUUCUGCUCGAAUGGGCAUGGCAGCUCCAUGAAGAAGGGAGACUAUUGGAGCUAGCUGACCCGGAAAUGGGAGAGUUUCCCGAGGAAGAAGUCCUUAGGUACAUGAAGGUGGCAUUUUUCUGCACCCAAGCAGCAGCAAGCCGAAGGCCAAAGAUGAGCCAGGUUGUUGACAUGCUCUCGAGAAACAUCAGAAUCAACGAGAAGCAACUUACAGCCCCGGGUUUCUUCAACAACGCAGAGAGCCUAAGCGGGCCUUCGAGUAAAAAAUCAGGUUCCGAAACCACUACCUAUCAGAUGAGUUCUGUCCCCGACACCAUAACCCAAGUAACACCUCGCUGAAGAACAAAUGUAAUUGCGAUUCAAAGGAAGACGGUGAAAUAUCCACAACAAAUCAUUCAACAGUUCAUACCAUUGUUGUCGUUAACCUUUUUACACGUUUUUUUUCUUCUUCUUUUUAUUAGGCCAUGUUGAGUAGGGGUUAUUUGAGAUAAUGAAAAGUACUUAAUUUGUGUAGCCAGGAUGACGGUUAAUGUUAGCGGGAAAUACUUACAGAAUCAAACAAGAAGGAAGAAGAUAGAUAUAUAAGAUGCUUUUGACCAAA